CUAGCCCUAGAGGUGGCUUCUGCACGGGACGAGCGAGGCUCGGGGUUGGACUGAAAGGGAGGGGAAGGGCUAAGGAUCAGGCUGGCCUACUGACAGCAGCCCGGACAGCGCUGCAACAUUCCUUUCUUGACAACUUGAAAGAUGCCUUCUGAGGAAUCCAGCCCUCUUUUGGGCACCAGGCACGAGCCUGCAGAGAUCCAGGGACCCUCUCCACUAGAUAUUUAUCUGAGCAGAGUCCGGAACCGAAAUCUCUACCUGGCCACAUUUGCUACUGUGUUGGGACCGCUAAGUUUCGGGUUCGUCCUUGGUUACAGCUCCCCAGCGAUUCCAGCCCUGAAGAAAAGCAUUAAUCCAAAUUUAAGGCUUGAUGACAACCAAGCAUCUUGGUUUGGGUCUGUAGUGACUCUGGGUGCUGCAGCUGGUGGAAUCCUGGGAGGUUACGUGGUGGAUAAAAUCGGCCGGAAGCUGAGCCUGAUGCUCUGCUCAAUCCCCUAUGUCAUUGGUUUCACGACAAUCAUCGCUGCCCAGAAUAUCGGGAUGCUUCUCACCGGCCGGCUCCUGAAUGGAGUGGCCAGUGGCGUCACCUCUUUGGUGGUUCCGAUAUAUAUUUCUGAAGUGGCCCACUCCAAGGUGCGAGGCAUGCUUGGUUCAUGUGUUCAGCUGAUGGUGGUGACCGGCAUCCUGGGAGCCUAUGUAGCAGGCAUGGUGCUGGAGUGGCACUGGCUUGCAGUUCUGGGCUGCAUCCCACCUUGCUUCAUGCUCGGGAUUAUGGCUUUCAUGCCUGAAACGCCUCGUUUCUUGCUGUGCCAGAAUAUGCGCGCCGAAGCUAUUGCUGCACUGCAGUUUCUACGGGGACCCCUGGUGGACCAUGAGUGGGAAUGCAGCGAGAUCGAAGCAAAUGCUGGCGAGCAGCAAGGGCUGGGCAUAGCAGAAUUCAAGAAUCCAGCCAUCUACAAGCCUUUCCUAAUUGGAGUCACCAUGAUGAUCUUCCAGCAAGUCUCAGGAAUCAACGCCAUCAUGUUUUAUGCGGAAACCAUCUUUGAGGAGGCCAACUUCAAGAACAGCAGUGCUGCGUCUGUCAUUGUGGGGUCCAUACAAGUCUUUUUCACAGCGGUGGCUGCUCUCUUCAUCGACAAAGUGGGAAGGAAGAUCCUUCUGGUUGUAUCAGGGACCAUCAUGGCUGCCAGCGCAGCAGUAUUUGGGAUCUAUUUCUACAUAACAGCUGAGAGUCUCAGCAACUCCUCACACAUCAACUCAUUGAAUGUUGCACUUGUGGAAGAAGAGCACAGCCUCUCGUGGCUGGCAGUGCUGAGUCUGGGUCUCUUUAUCAUGGGUUUUGCCUUGGGCUGGGGCCCAAUCCCAUGGCUGGUGAUGUCGGAAAUAUUCCCCCUCCGAGCACGAGGAGCAGCUAGUGGCGCCUGUGUCUUAACAAACUGGUUUAUGGCGUUUCUCGUAACAAAAGAAUUCCAUGACUUCAUGGUUAUCCUGACUCCUUAUGGUACAUUCUGGCUGUUCUCUGCUGCCUGCCUUCUCAGUGUGCUCUUCACUGUAUUUUGCAUACUUGAAACCAAAGGAAAGACCCUAGAAGAGAUAGAGACUUAUUUCCAGGGAUUGCAUCAACCAUCUACCAUCUGAAGGAGGAAAUCUGCAAUGUUCCUCUGGGAUUUUAUCCGGGGUGUUGGCUGAUGGGGCCAAAAUGUUCCUGUUUCCAAGGAGAAGCGCAUGAAUUUUGUGGGGUGCUGACAGGUCAAGUUCAGUUUUUAAUCAAUGUAAUUGGGGAGUCUUUGGAGAGACAACGGUGGACUUUGUGAGGACCGAUCGUUUUAUUAUGAGAGAAUUAAUGGUGUAAAACUUUCCAAAAUAUGUUUUUCUGUAAUCUUUGACUGUGCCAUGACAUGUGUCUUCCAACAUGUCUGCUUGAAAAGGUAAGUAUUACAAAAACAGCUACAUGGCCCGGUCAUUCUGUUACAGGGCUGUAGCCACAGGGGAAAUGUGUCAUCAUAGAUCCAUAGUCUGUAGUUGCAAAAUAGUAAAGAGUCCAGUAGCACCUUUAAGACUAACCAACUUUAUUGUAGCAUAAGCUUUUGAGAACCACAGCUCUCUUUGUCAGAUGCAUGGAAGGUAUGAAGAAAGUGGCCAGAGAUAUAUAGAUGGUGAGGGGAUGGGGGAGAGGGUACAGGGAGUGAGGGCCAUGUAAAUCAGUUGCAGAAGUCAUGACAGAGGUGGAGUGCGCAAUCCAGGCUGGGUGUGACCCCUUCCCUCCAUUGCUGAAUCUGAAUAGAAUGCCUGAAGGCAGUUACUUUUGGUAAUGAGGUAACCAUCUGGUCUCUCUAGCGGCAAAACACCUUUAUCUCACUAUAGUGGUCACCAUAUCUAAGUGAUAGAAGCAGGGAGAGACGUGUUACUAGGGUUACCAAAGCUGGGAUGGGAAAUUCCUGGAGCUUUGGGAGUGGAGUCUGGGAAGAACAGGGUUUGGGGAAGGGAGGACUGCAGCUGGGUAUAAAGUAAUAUACACUACUCUCCAAAGCAGCCAUUUUCUCCAGGGAAACUGAUCUCUGUUGUCUGAAGAUCAGCUGUAUUUCAAAGAGAUCUCCAGGCCCAAACCUGGAGUUUCGCAACGUUAGGCUUUGUUUGCCUUUUUAAACAAUGAUAGUUAGGUUUGGGCUAUUCUGCAUCAGUUCAUCCCCAUAAACCCCAAGUGACCUGAACUUCUUUCACUGCGAAAGUUUUGGCUGUUUCAGUAGAAAUGCACAAAUUUUCACACAAUGUUGGCCUCUUUCUAUCCUUCUACUGACUUAGUAGUUGUGUGUAACUCCAAGUUGACACAUUCUUACACUAGUAGAGGUUGGCCUAGGUAACUUCGCCUACCCCCCCUCCCCUUUAACUACUGAAUUUAAUAAAGCAGAUGUGUUUACAUAGAAGUUAGGUCUCAAUUGUAAUAUUAUAUUUUUGUUACAGAACACUCAUAUGCAAAGUUUCUUUUUACAGUAUCCAUAAAAUGAAAAUUUGCUCUAAAAUGAUUGCGAAUAUCAUAUCUAAAAUUUAGUCUACAAUGAGACCUUCCUUUUUUAUUAUUCUAAUCAAAACACAAAUAAUUCCAACAUUUGAAAAAUCAAGGGAGGUCUAGAUCAUACACUGGCUUUCUGGUGGCAACGCCCUUGCCUGAAAUUUCAGCAGUCUGGAAAGGAAGUAUUUAUAGGCUGAAGUUUCUGUGACGGCUCAUGGACUGAACAGUCCCCUUGGUGGAAUUUCUUCUCCAUUCUAAGAAAAUGCAGGCAUGACCACAUUCAGUUCAUUUCCAGCUGAAAUAUUACCUGAUGGUUUUGCCAUCUAGCCGUGCAUUAACAUUGUUUCAUUGAACCUCCCCACUCUGGUGUGCCAGCUUUAGAGUUAUAUAGAAUUCUAUGCAGAGAGGAAAGAAGCCCUUUAUUGUGGGGAAAUCUGUGUAUUUUGACAAUGAGAGAAGCUAUGAAAGAUGUGUUGUGUACCUCAUUCAUGUAUUUAUGGCUGUUAAGCUCCGCAAUGAUAUAAACCCUACCAGGGCUUUUUUCAGCAGGAACGCGGGGGAACGGAGUUCCAG
This is a messenger RNA of Eublepharis macularius, 3580 nucleotides long. It is a transcript of the gene SLC2A8, whose product is annotated as solute carrier family 2 member 8. Gene Ontology annotation, cellular component: membrane. The record is from RefSeq and is a predicted model, not a curated record. The transcript has 11 exons. NCBI's taxonomy places the organism in Eukaryota, Metazoa, Chordata, Lepidosauria, Squamata, Eublepharidae. Gene Ontology annotation, molecular function: transmembrane transporter activity. Gene Ontology annotation, biological process: transmembrane transport. The coding region runs from base 142 to 1635 and encodes 497 amino acids.